Messenger RNA from Amblyraja radiata (thorny skate), 1146 nucleotides. RefSeq names its product prokineticin receptor 1-like. Bases 1 to 1146 code for a protein of 381 amino acids. Gene Ontology annotation, cellular component: plasma membrane. The transcript has 2 exons. Gene Ontology annotation, molecular function: neuropeptide receptor activity. Gene Ontology annotation, biological process: neuropeptide signaling pathway. The record is from RefSeq and is a predicted model, not a curated record. Lineage: Eukaryota; Metazoa; Chordata; Chondrichthyes; Rajiformes; Rajidae.
AUGGCGGAUCUUUGCAGGAACCUCUCUCGUUAUGGCGCGGCACGGUGGGAAGACGCCAACCCCUCCUGGAACGGGAGCUGCGAAUACGACCAGUACGCCUGGUCUGCUGACCCGGUGGCGGGGGGCGGGGGAGAGGAGGACACGAUCUACCGUGCCAGGGCGGUGAUCGGCGUGGUCCUGGUCUGCAUCAUGCUGGUGUGCGGUGCCGGCAAUCUCCUCUUCGUGGCGGCACUGGCCAGGUACAAGAGCCUGAGGAGCAUCACCAACCUCCUCAUCGUCAACCUGGCAGUCUCGGACUUGGUGGUGGCCGUGGUGUGCUGCCCGUUCGAGAUGGACUAUUACGUGGUCAGGGGGCUCUCCUGGAACUUUGGGCAGGUCCUCUGCUCCGCGGUGAAUUAUCUCCGGAUGGUCUCCCUCUACGUCUCAACCAACGCACUCCUAGUCAUCGCGGUCGACAGGUACUUGGUGAUCGUACACCCAUUGAGGCCCCGCAUGAAGUUUCGGACGGCCUACUGCGUCCUGUUUGCCGUGUGGGCCGUGUCGGUGGUGGUCUCCAUCCCCUCGGCCUUCUUCACCACCGCGACCGACUUUGACUUCGAAGCUCUGCCCGGCGAGGGCAAGAUAUUCUGCGGGCAGAUCUGGCCGGCGGGCAAGGUUCUCUACUACAGGGCCUACUUCCUCUCGCUCUUCCUGCUGGAGUUCGUCGCCCCCGUGGCCACCAUGUCCGUGUGCUACCUGCACAUCAGCAGGGAGCUGUGGUUCAAAAUGGUGCCCGGCGUCCAGACUAGCCAGGUGCGCCAGAGGCUGAGGGCGCGGAGGAAGACGGUCCUGGUGCUGGUGGGCGUGCUGAUGGCCUACGUCCUGUGCUGGGCCCCGUACUACGCCUAUGGCCUGGUGCGGGAUUUCUUCCCCGCCGUGCUGCUGAGGGAGCGCCACGCGGUCACCGUCUACUACGCGGUGAAGUGCGCGGCGCUGAGCAACAGCAUCGUCAACACCGUCUUCUUCGUGGCGGUGAAGAACGACGCCGUCAGGUACGGGCGGCGGCGGCAGCGGCGGCGGCAACGGGCUCUGCUUCACGGCCGCGCCCAGGACAAGAGCACGGCGGCCAUGGAGUGCCGGACCACCGUGCUGCCCGUGUCCGAAUGA